Molecule: messenger RNA, 1222 nt
Organism: Diabrotica balteata
Lineage: Eukaryota; Metazoa; Arthropoda; Insecta; Coleoptera; Chrysomelidae
Source: the annotation of a GenBank genome assembly
UUCUGUUCAAAGUUGACAAGAAAGUUAAAAUUAUGCUGAUAUAGUUAAAAUAAAAUAUCUGAUUAUAUAAUUAUAAUUCAGAAAGACUUUUGCAAUAUUUAUAUUUAUCAAUAAAAUGAAGUACAACGACAGAGAGCUGAUUACAUUUGGAGAGAAUAAAGCAGAUUUAGAAGGUGUUUUACAUCACAUGAAACCCCAGGGAAACGACUGGUUAGACUGGUAUCAACGUCCAUAUUUUAAAGAAAGAUACUUUAAAUUAAUGUCUAAUGUAUUGUUUUACUACAAGGUAGGAGAAGACGAACCUAUAGGUAUUUUAAUAUUAGAAAAUGCGCAAGUGUCAUAUGAGAGGCCCCACAAGGGAAUACCUUUUGCGUUUUCAAUAACAUUUAAAGUGAAUGACAGACUUAAAGAUGAGGAUGCUAAACAUAUUUUUUCCUGUAGAUGUGAUAGUGAUGUUAGCAAAUGGGUAUCAGCUUUAAAAAUGGCAUCAUAUGAAUAUUGGAGAUCUCAAUAUGUAAUUUUAAAGACCAAAAUCAGUAUGAGAACGGGGAAGGAUCCAGUGCUAGAAUACAUUAAGAGUAAAGAUUGUGUGGUGAAACAUACUGAAGUAAAAAAAACUAAAGUAAAAGAAAAGUCAAAAGAAAAGCAAUCUACUUUUCAUAGUCAUGUUGAUUUAAAUGGUUUUAGUGAACCCACGACUUUGUCAGUUCAAAAUGGUGCUGGUAAUGGUGUUGAGGUUACAGUGGAUAAUUUAAUAUCUUUUUAGAGAUAUUUAAUUUUUGAAAAUUUAGUGUUAUAACAGUGUUACCAAAAAAAUAAUAUUAAGAUGUACCGUUGUGCCUGGUAUACUAUUUGUAGUCUCUUUGGGGCUUUGAUCUAUCUCUUACACCAUUAAUGAGUUUUUUGUAUUGGAUUUCAUGAUUAUAAUUUCAAUUUUCAAAUUUAGUCCAUGAGACUAACAAAGUCUCCAGUGUCAACAAUGUUGUUUCUAUUUUAGCCUCUUCAGUAUUUAUGUAGAUUAAUAAUAACUUUUUACAAUUAUACAAAUUUAUUUUAUAGAAAAUUCAUAAAUUUCUUACAGAUAUUUCUGUACCCUGGGUUCAAAAUUGGUCAACUCCAUUUUUACUACAAUGGAGAUAAAUAUGUUUAUGUGACAAACACAAUAGACUGGCAUUUUGUGAUACAUUAAUAUUUUCAUACGAAUAUAGGAGUUUAAUUUCUU